AUGUCGGACACGGCCAGUGCUAAGGUCCAGCAACCAGCGGAUUUUACAAGCUCAGAGCAGCAGGUCAAGGCAGGCAGCCCAAAUGACUUCUUGAAGAGUGUCAUUGGCAAGAAGGUGAUUGUGCGCUUGAACUCAGGUAUUGAUUAUCAUGGAACGCUUUCAUGCCUGGAUGGAUACAUGAAUAUUGCCAUGGAAGACACCGAAGAGUUUGUAGACGGCGCUCUGAAAAGCGCCUAUGGCGACGCUUUUAUUCGUGGUAACAAUGUGCUGUAUAUUACUUCCCUUGAUGCAUAG
Malassezia restricta is the source of this 294-nucleotide messenger RNA. RefSeq names its product lSM6 protein. Gene Ontology annotation, cellular component: sno(s)RNA-containing ribonucleoprotein complex; nucleolus; U4/U6 x U5 tri-snRNP complex. Gene Ontology annotation, molecular function: RNA binding. Lineage: Eukaryota; Fungi; Basidiomycota; Malasseziomycetes; Malasseziales; Malasseziaceae. Gene Ontology annotation, biological process: mRNA splicing, via spliceosome; maturation of SSU-rRNA. The record is from RefSeq and is a predicted model, not a curated record. The transcript is spliced from 4 exons. The coding region runs from base 1 to 294 and encodes 97 amino acids.